UGUCACCACAAAAUAAUACACUUCGUACUUCAAAUAAUGAUAAUAAUAAUUCUACAUCACCUAAAAUAGCAGAAUCUCCAAUUGAAUCUGAUAAUGAAUCUGAUAAUGUUGAAAAUAAUAAUUAUAAAGAAAGUUUCAAUUUUGAAUAUGAUAUUGCUAUGUCUGAUAAGGAUAUUCAAAGUGAUAAUAAUGCCAAUUAUGUAGAUGCUGAACCUAAAGAUUUUGUUAGUAACAAUAGUAAAGAUGUGGUUAAUAAUCCUAUUCAGAAGCUUUUUA
Racocetra fulgida is the source of this 276-nucleotide messenger RNA. Lineage: Eukaryota; Fungi; Glomeromycota; Glomeromycetes; Diversisporales; Gigasporaceae. The record is from the annotation of a GenBank genome assembly.